AUGGAUCCUGAAGGAGCAAAAGACUAUGUUUCUAAUAUUCUUCCAUCAACUCAGCCAGUACAGUCCGUGCUAUUUGCUCAAAGUGAACGAAAGAGAAACUUUUCAGAGACUGAUAUUGAUUGUUUAGAUUCAGGUGUGCGUAGCAAUAUGGUAUCUACAAAGAAGGCUAAAUCAGAUGAUGAUCACGUGUCAGACAGAGUCAUGGCUAAUGCACGGAGAGUUUUAUAUGGGAAUACACCUGAAAAAUUCAUAGUUAAUGAAGGGAAACGUGCAGUUCAAAGCAGUGAUCAGCCAAGCUUAGUGUGUAUCAUGAUGAAACUGGAUGAUAUUUCGAAUGACAUCAAAAAGGUAAACCAUGAUCUGUCCGAUAGAAUCGAUAAGCUAGAAAUAGAACUUGAAAAAAGACUGACCGAAAAACUGUCUGAUAAGAUUUGUCAGCAAGUUGAUAAGAGAAUAAAUGCAGAAAUAAAACGAGUGAAUAAAGCUGUUGAUGAAAAACUUGAUACUGUUCGUGCUGAUGUGAAUAAUGAUAUGGAUGAAAUACAGGUUAAGCUCAUAUCAAUCAGUGAUACUGUUAGAGCUUUCAAAGCUACUGAAGAUAUUUCCAAUAACAUUAUACUGAGAAAGUUACCAGAGACUAAUAAUGAACAUGUUGUGAAUAAGGUCCAGACUUUGAUACAUGACAUAUUGAAAUUAUCUAAUAUUGAAGUUGUGACUGCAAGGCGUGUGAAGAAUGAUAGUUCCAAAUAUCCUGGUGUAGUUGUUGCAACUCUUCAAAACAGUGAAGCACGAGACCAAGUGCUGAAAGCUAAGUCAGCACUCCGUAAUACUCCCUUCAAAGACAUAUAUAUAGAUGUAGAUCGUACCAGAGAGGAGAGGCUUGCUACACAGAACCUUCGUACUGUGGUUGAUGCAAUGAAUAAGGGCGCGCAAAUGUCAAUACGGGGAAACAGAGUUGUUCUUGCAGCUAGUAAUAAUCAUUAUAAUGUGAAUGUAAAUACCGAUAGAGCAAGUGUUUGUAAUCGAAGCAGUGAAGCUAGAGUUAAUAAUCGAAGCAGUGAAGCUAGUGUUAAUAACCGAAUUAAUGAAGCUAGUGUUAAUAAUCGAAGCAGUGAAUCUGAUACCUCAAAUUCCGAUGGUGGUCUAUACAGCUCAAUAUUAAACUCACAAUGCUCAAAUAGAAAUCCGUCAUAUAACAGUAGUGGAAACAAUAGGUCCAACCAAGGUCAUUGGGGUCAAGGUCGUGGAAAUCACGGGCAAGGUGGACGAGCUCGAGGACGUGGCUUCCAGAACAAUAAUAACAACAGAGGUAGAAGACAACAACAAUAG
Messenger RNA from Ruditapes philippinarum (Manila clam), 1329 nucleotides. RefSeq names its product anti-sigma-I factor RsgI-like. Bases 1 to 1329 code for a protein of 442 amino acids. The record is from RefSeq and is a predicted model, not a curated record. Lineage: Eukaryota; Metazoa; Mollusca; Bivalvia; Venerida; Veneridae. The transcript has a single exon.